GAUGCUGUGACGUCAGAUGCCGGCAUAGGUGGUCCUCGAGCACCGGCUUUAGCUGCUCUCGCCUCAAACUAACGCGGUGUUGGCCGGUCGCUCGGUCGCUUUCCCGUGCCGAUUGCAGUGCGGGCCCAGGAAAGCAGCGCCGACCUCCACACGCAUUACGUCGCCCUCAUUUCCGCGUUCUGAUUUCCGGUUACCGCCAUCUUCCUUGGGCGGAAGCCGGCUUCUAGGUGGGAUCUCCGUAGCAAGUGCAGUGGGUAGCGCGGUCGGUGCCAUGCCGUCAUCGCCGCUGCGGGUGGCGGUGGUGUGCUCGAGUAACCAGAAUCGGAGCAUGGAAGCACACAACAUCCUCAGCAAGCGGGGUUUCAGUGUCCGGUCCUUUGGAACAGGAACUCAUGUGAAGCUCCCAGGACCAGCACCUGACAAGCCCAAUGUUUAUGACUUCAAAACCACAUAUGACCAGAUGUACAAUGAUCUCCUCAGGAAAGACAAAGAACUCUAUACACAGAAUGGAAUUUUACAUAUGUUGGACAGAAAUAAAAGGAUCAAGCCCCGGCCAGAAAGGUUCCAGAACUGCAAGGACCUGUUUGACCUGAUCCUCACUUGUGAAGAGCGAGUCUAUGACCAGGUUGUAGAAGAUCUGAAUUCCAGAGAACAGGAGACCUGCCAGCCAGUGCAUGUGGUCAAUGUGGACAUUCAGGACAACCAUGAAGAGGCCACCCUGGGGGCAUUCCUUAUCUGCGAGCUCUGCCAGUGUAUCCAGCACACUGAGGACAUGGAGAAUGAGAUCGAUGAGCUGCUGCAGGAGUUUGAGGAGAAGAGUGGCCGGGCCUUUCUGCACACUGUCUGCUUCUACUGAGCCACCCAUGGUUGGUGCAUGACCUGUCCUGCACAGUCGUCACCUUUGGAGCCACUUUUUCAAUGUGUUUCCCUUCUGAUAUUUGUGUAUAAUGCUAGGUGUCCAUCACCAAUGUACUGUACAUAUGGAAUGAGAAGUACACAGAAAUGCCAGACUGAAAUCCAUUGUUUUUAACUAAAAGAAAUAAAGACGGUUUACUGUACAGCCUA
This is a messenger RNA of Peromyscus californicus insignis, 1065 nucleotides long. RefSeq names its product SSU72 homolog, RNA polymerase II CTD phosphatase (gene Ssu72). The coding region runs from base 272 to 856 and encodes 194 amino acids. The record is from RefSeq and is a predicted model, not a curated record. NCBI's taxonomy places the organism in Eukaryota, Metazoa, Chordata, Mammalia, Rodentia, Cricetidae. Gene Ontology annotation, biological process: termination of RNA polymerase II transcription. Gene Ontology annotation, cellular component: nucleus; mRNA cleavage and polyadenylation specificity factor complex. The transcript has 5 exons. Gene Ontology annotation, molecular function: RNA polymerase II CTD heptapeptide repeat phosphatase activity.